This is a messenger RNA of Orussus abietinus, 2022 nucleotides long. Its product is annotated as E3 ubiquitin-protein ligase RNF185. Gene Ontology annotation, cellular component: endoplasmic reticulum. The record is from RefSeq and is a predicted model, not a curated record. Gene Ontology annotation, molecular function: ubiquitin protein ligase activity; metal ion binding; ubiquitin-like protein conjugating enzyme binding. The coding region runs from base 312 to 863 and encodes 183 amino acids. Gene Ontology annotation, biological process: ubiquitin-dependent protein catabolic process. Lineage: Eukaryota; Metazoa; Arthropoda; Insecta; Hymenoptera; Orussidae. The transcript has 6 exons.
GUUCGAUAAGGCAGGAUCGACUACGCCAUAUUUAACAGCUAGUCAAAAGAUCAGUUCCGUUUCUUAUCGGAACUCAAGUUAUGCGUAAAUAAGGGAAUUAAUCGCACGGUUUGCCGAAGAAUACGUAAAGAACGUCUUACGUGGUGUUUCCCGCAUCCGUCCGUUGAGCGAAAUCAUGAAAAUCAUCUGCUAGUACUUGCGCAAUUUCUGGAAUCUCACUGUCUCGAGCGUUCUGUCGUCUGACAAAUUUUUGAGCCGUGCCGAUUAAUGCUCUGUACAUUCUGAACUGGAGAUCUGUGUGCAAACAGAUAAUGAGUACGGCAAAGCAACAGCCUGGGCCCUCAAAGCCCUCGGGAUCGGCAUCUGACGAGAAAGAAGGUGAUGACCGUAUGUUCGAAUGCCAUAUUUGCCUUGAUACUGCGAAAGAUGCAGUUGUCAGUAUGUGUGGCCAUUUAUUCUGUUGGCCAUGUCUUCAUCAGUGGCUAGAGACUCGGCCGGUGCGGCAAGUGUGUCCUGUGUGCAAAGCGGCUAUCAGCAAAGAAAAGGUCAUUCCAUUGUACGGUCGAGGCGCUACGAAACAAGAAGACCCAAGAAAUAACGUUCCACCACGUCCAGCUGGACAACGGUCAGAACCUGAAUCUAAUGUAGGAUUUCCCGGAUUUGGCUUCAACGAUGGUGGGUUUCAUAUGUCCUUUGGAAUCGGAGCCUUCCCUUUUGGAUUUUUUACUUCAACAUUCAAUUUUGGAGAAACACGACCGAGUGCAGCUCCUCGUGGUACACCACAAUAUGAAUCGGACCAAUUCCUUUCGAAGAUCUUCUUUUUCCUAGCUGUGGCGUUCAUACUCGGAAUAAUGCUGGACUAAUAAUACUGAUAUAAAAUCUUUCGGAUUGUAUCACUGAAGGAGAACUCUGGCCCGCUGCACCUUUAUGAAUACAUUCACAUGUCAUUCUUGUACGAUAUCAAUGAAUUUCAUUCACAAUUGUUAUAAAUGUUAACACGUAUCAGGAUAAUUGCUCCACAAUUUUGGAACAUCUAUUCAUCUCAUUACUAGCAAAAUUUUAUGUUUUGACUUUGAUUUCACAGAAAAUAAGACAAUAGUUUAAUGUUUUAUUUAAACAUUGAGUUAUGGAAUAGAUCAAAUCUUUCUCAUUGUAACUAAUUGAAAUUGAAUUUCCUGUCUCUUAUAAUAAUGAUUGGUACACAUUUUUGUUACUACGUUUUCCUAAAUGCUGUAUAGUUAUUCAUUAUCCCAUCGCUGUACCUAUAUUUACAAUACUUAUUUUCAUUUUUAUUAAUUGGGCCACGUUAACAAACUGAAUUUGUGUAUAAAUAUAUACACAGUAAUGUAUAUAUACAUAAAUAUGUGGUAUGUGCCCGAAUUGUGUCGAGGUUUACAAAGGAUUGACUAUCAUGUAUUAAGAUACCUAUGGAUAUAUAUAUAUCCACAUGUUAAGAAAUUUAAAUUAUUAUAAUGUCACUGCAAACCACGAAUAGUCUCCUCGAAUCAUACAUAUAUUUUUUUUAUUUAUCGGAGUAUAUAUAUAUAAUAGGUUUGGAAUGUAUAUAUAUUAAAUAGUUUGUAAGAUAGUUUAUAAAUAUAAUCAAUUUAAUUUCAUCGAUGUAAGCACGCGUGUACGUGGCCAGAGGUGCAGAAUGUAACAUAGUAUAGAUAUGGAUAAGGUAAUCAAAACUUGUGCAAUGAGUACGUCAUUGUAGCAUUCGUCUUGUUACAUUCAGAAUUUUAUAUGCAUCAACUUUGAUCGACUCAAUAUCGAAGUGCUUCUAUAAAAGAAAACCCCAUGCUUUCUGUACAGAUAAUCCAAAAUUUAACGAUUCAAUGUGUAGAAACUUACUAAGGAGAACACGAAAACCACAUUUUUAAAGAUUUCUGGGACACUUCUACUCGUAUAAGAUGAACGAGACUGCUUUCCGAUCACGAAUUUGCCAUGGAAAACAUUUUCAAGGUUGAGAAUUGUAACAUCGACAGCUGCAUCGUUACCGUAAUAAACUGCAUUUAAUAA